Messenger RNA from Patella vulgata (common limpet), 3560 nucleotides. RefSeq names its product F-box/LRR-repeat protein 6. Bases 797 to 2362 code for a protein of 521 amino acids. The record is from RefSeq and is a predicted model, not a curated record. Gene Ontology annotation, cellular component: SCF ubiquitin ligase complex. NCBI's taxonomy places the organism in Eukaryota, Metazoa, Mollusca, Gastropoda, Patellidae. The transcript has 10 exons. Gene Ontology annotation, molecular function: protein binding.
AUAAAUAUUUAUUAACAGUUUGAUAAACAUGACAAUUUACAUUCCAACAAAUUUCAUAACAGUGUUGAGGUAUUCAGUGGGUGUCUUGGCACCAGUGAUUAAUAAGGUAUUCUCUUCUACGAUUCUCUAUCAAGGUGGCGGCACUUUCUUCUUUUGGGAGCAAGUCUGCCCCCAGAUUCUAGUUAUCUGAUGGUUAGUUUAAUAUCUUCGUGUUCGGUCUUAAUCAAGUCUAGGAACUUGUAUAUAUUUGGAUGGCCCUGACCAAGCUUCUUCAGUUUACAGUGCCAACCUUCCAAAUGAUUAGUGUGUUCUUGGCCUACACCCACAGGGAGGGUUGGAUGGCCGAAUGGUUAGCACGUGCGCACUGUAUCAUAUGGUCUGUCAUUGAGUCAAUUGCCAGGGUUUCGAUUCCCUGGUUGUACGUGACAAGGAGUAGGGUCAACUGUCCAACCUUGUGGGUUUUCUUCGGGUCCUCCGGUUUCCUCCCACUGCUAAAGACCCCUACGCGCAAGCGAAUGAUUGAAAUAAUGAUUGUUUUUUUUCUGGGUGAGCUUUUUUACCCGUACUGCUACACACUCAUACGCACAAGCAAAUUUAACCAUGUGUUGGUCCCGAAAUGACCUAGUUUGUGUCGAGUGGACGUUAAACCUCAUUUCUCUCUCUCCCCCCCCCCCCUCUACUGUCCAGUAACCUCAUAAUCCCUUAUCAAUCAGAUGUGGGGAUAGUUAGGUUAAACUCUUGAAACAUCCGUCAUUUUAGUUAUUAAAUAGCACUGUUAGUAUGUAAUAAUCAGAUCAUGUUAGGACGAAAAGCAGUCACUUACAACCAUUAUUUUUGUUUUAUGAUAGAUUCUAAGAAAAGAAAGAGAAAAACAGAGAAAGGGAUACUUGGUGUUCCUAAGAGACCGAUGCUAUUUUCUUUUAAUGUACGUCAAGGUGAAGAAUGGAGCUCUGAUUCAGAAGAUUCAGAUUAUAUCCCUUCUGAUGAGGAAAUAUCUAAUACCAAAAGGAAAGUUAAUAGAAGGAAACGCAUAAAAAAUUCCAAGGAACAAAAACCUAAAGAAUCAAUUGUUGAGAAGUCAACUGAAAGAAGUGGAGUUAGCUUACAGUUACCAGAAGAAAUUUUACUGAAAGUAUUUCAAGAAUUAGUAAAUAGUCAGGGUACUCUCCCAUUCCUUGUAAGAGCAUCAAAAGUUUGCAGAACAUGGAGAAAUGUUGCUUGUGAUCCCACAUUAUGGAGAAAAGUGGAUUUGUCUUUUGGUUGGAUUAAGAUGAGUGAAAGGGUAUUAAAAUGGUUAUGUGAAAACAGAUUGACCCACUGCAGGGAUGUCAACUUAUCUGCAUCAAAAUUUUUCGUCAACAGCAACAUAAAGCUAUUAACAGAAACCUGUUCACAGUUAAAAGUUAUAAAUAUAUCAUAUUGUAAAGUAACCACAGAGACAAUUGUAACAAUAGCUGAAAAUUGUCAUCAAUUAACAUCACUUGAUCUAUCUUUUACACCUGUAGAUGCUGUAUGUUUACAGAGUUUAAAAGUUUUGUUACCUAAACAUGGCCUUUAUCUUAAACAACUUACUAUGGGAGGCAAUACCUAUAAGUCUUUCAAUUCCGUAUUUAAUUUGAUUUUAAGUCACUGUCCACAGCUAGAAAUGUUGGAUAUUUCUAAUUGCUUAUUUUCCACUGAUAUCGUUUUGGUCAAUGUGAAAAAAUUCCAGAAUUCUUGUCCCAAUUUACAAAUCUUAGGACUAGCCAAUUCCAGAAUUGGAGUUUCACAGGAACCUGGAUUAUCAUCGUUUCCCAAGUUAGAACAGUUAAGUGUAGCAUACAAUAAACCAGGAGAUCAACCAAGAUCUUGUCUUAAUUUAGAUCUUGUUACAAGGAUUCUACAUGAUUCACCUGAUUUAAAGUUAUUAGAUCUACGAGGUAAUGAUAAUAUAGAUUGUUAUAACUUGUGUAAUAUAGACAGUAAUAAUGUACAGUCUCUACAUGCCUCGAAUACAGCUACACAAAGGGAUGGUUCUCAAUAUCAACGGCUGGCAUUAUUGUUGACGAAGUGGAGAAGAAGUCUUUUAGAAUUAGACUUAUCGUGGAGUACUUUACGGGAAGAAGAUUUAAAUCAUGCCUUCAAAGGACUGGUUAAUAUGACCGAUCAUUGCCCAUUAUCCAGCCUCAACUUGGCAGGAACAAAUGUGACACAAGAAACAGUAAGUCUUGUAUUGAACAAAUGUCAAGACUUAACCUCUGUGAACCUUACCUCAUGUCGUGGAAUGACCCGUGGUUUUAAAAGAGAAUUCCAAACAGCAGCAGAUGUCAGAAAAUUACGAAAGGAAUUGAAUUCAAUGGAUUCAAGUGAUUCAAGUAACUGAAAAGCAAACUAAAGAACACACUACCUCUGUAUGGAUAACCUGAUGGUUAAAAAUAAACAUAUAAUGACAAAGAUGUCCAGGAAAUUUGAUAAAAUGUUGGUUAUGUUAUAUAAUAGGACUUCUGUGGGAACUGGAUUAUUAACUGUUCCUGUAUGCAAUCUGAUAGAUCCUUCUGUAUAACUUGCAUAUCAUGUCAAGACUUGUUUGUAUGCUGUAUUACAAGAGAUCAAUGCGACCCGAAGAUGAUCAACAUAAAUGCAGAUUGAAUUCGUAUAAAAUUUGUGACAUUUUAUAAUCUUAACUUGUAAGUAAGAAACCAUUUACCCAAUAAUAAUAUUGUCAAAUAUCCAGGCCUCUGAUUAGCUGGUUAUCUUAUUAAUGACCAUUGUUUCAACGGUUCCUGAUAGGUUAAAGACUGAACUCGGUGAAGCUGACAGAAGCACAUAAAUAUACAGUACUGCAUCGAUAAGCACAAUGUUAAUCCAAUAAUGACUAUUUCUAAAGAUGUGAGGUAAAUCAGGGGGUUGUAACUCCAGGUCCACUUCUAUUACUGUAACAGCCUCCAUGACAACAAAGCAAGCAUUGCAUAUCUGACAGUUUUUGUUUGAAAUUUACAAAACAAACAAUUGGCUGAUAGACUAUAAAUAGAAAGUGUCCGAAACAAAACAAUGCUCGUAAGCAAGAUAAAAAAAUAUCACAUUCAAAUGCUUGCUAGCUCAGAAGUCUUCAUCAAGUGUCGCUCAGUAAUAAGCAGUAAUUGUAUUCCACAGAAAUGUGACCUGUUUAAAGAUCACUUUGCAUGUUUUGAGGGUAUAAAUAAUUAUGGUACUGCAAUUCAGUACCAUAUGUGUAUUGAAUAUGUCUGAUCUCAAAAAUGAACAUAAUUCAUGUAAUUGUUAUAAUUGAUACUUGCAGCAUAUCUACAUAUUCCUAUAUUAGUAUUUUUUUUUUCUUUUUAACAUUAUUGUCUUAAUUGCACAUUUUGAAUUAAUAAAUUAUUCUAUUACCAUACUCAGGUAAAAGUUUAACACAAUUUUGAAAAUUUAUUCCCCAUUUGGUCAUUUUUUAUUGGUAUACAUACAUAUACCUGUACAGUGUCUAUUUUAUUUGGAUUUUAACUUAUAAUAAAAAGAUUUAUAUUCUAUUUAAUACAUUUUAUUAUAAUUGUUGGUACUUACACACCAUAAAAGAAUAAAUA